This is a messenger RNA of Notolabrus celidotus (New Zealand spotty), 3640 nucleotides long. Its product is annotated as fibronectin type III domain-containing protein 4-like. The transcript is spliced from 21 exons. Bases 2127 to 2864 code for a protein of 245 amino acids. Lineage: Eukaryota; Metazoa; Chordata; Actinopteri; Labriformes; Labridae. The record is from RefSeq and is a predicted model, not a curated record. Gene Ontology annotation, molecular function: protein binding.
ACUCAUCCAACCUACCUGUGAUUGGCAGGGUUAAACCAUGACGUUGUCCACUAUCAGUCUGAAUCAAUUAGUCUGUGGAAUAUGCAAUUAUCAUUUCAAUUAUAAUCUCUAUUACCGUAAUGCCUGUUCUAAACGCGCACAACAGAAUACAGUGGAGGCUAGAGUGAUUUUGACCUCUUCUCUCUUAACCUCUGACCUCAGUGAUGUAAGCACCCUCUCCAACCAUCUGAGCUAACCAGCCUGCUUUGGGAAACAGUCUGAACAACAUGUGUCCCAGGACUAGAUGAGGAGUACAGAGAUUCAGACCUGGACAAAGAUUCAUCCCCGAGGCCCAGGAUCCAGUGAAUGUCUCAAAACUCUCCAUCUGUGGAAGAGUGUCCUGUUCACACACAUCCCUCACAGAGAGAAGUCUGUCCUGUUGAAGAAGAGGGAAGUGGGAUGGGGAUGAGGAUGAGGAGGAUGAGUCUCUGGAGGCAGGACACAAAAAAGCAAGCUCCUGAAAACUUCCCACAAAGGAGACACCGGUCAGCUCGGCACCAGAAGGAUGACCGGCACUGAAGCUCGGCUUUCAACCAUUGCAGACAGCUGUACAAAGACUGGAACCAGGACCAAAUAUGCCUCUGACACUUCCUAAAGUUUGGAACCAGGUACUCGUCCAAUACAGCCUAAACCUGGGGACAGGAUACUCAUCUGAUGCAGCCUAAAAUCAGCAACAGGGUGCUGGGACCCGGAGUCUAGCACCACCUGCCACAGGAAAUUCAGGCUGUCUUAUAUAAGUUCAAAAUCACCAACUGAUCCAGUUGAACUAAAUCAACAAGGGACAACUGAGACAGACGGGGAGGUGACAGGAAGGGAGUGAGGGAGAAACCAGAGGAACGACCCCGAGAGGAGUAAUAUGAAUCGACCUAUUGGAUGUGGUGUCCCUAGUGAGCUUCCUCUCCCUCUGCAGCUCACCUGCACUUCCUGUCAGCCCCAGAAGCCAGUGUGGAAAGUGCUUAAAACUGCAGCUAGUUCUCAUCACCACACAUAUCUGUUUGACACACUGGAUGAUGGCUUCUGGGGCCCCUGAAAUCGUCACCGCUCGCUCAGUGGAGUUGGGGAGCAUGUCGCCUGCAACCUGCACCUGAGCUCCUGUGGACUAAAAGCAUUGUUCAGCAGAAUCACAUUAGCAUACUGACACAAACAACACGGGAGUGACUUUUGCCAACAAGCCCUUCAGGGAGCAGACAGAGAGGGAGGACAGCUCAUCAGGCUGUGCAGCAAAGUGGAACUCUAACAACAAAGAAACUCCAGCUGCAUUAAACAGACAAGUUUCAGAGUUAGUGAUUGAUGACCGGGGGAAACCAAAGCUGGAAAUCCAUCCAGGUUCCAACGUUAACCUCAUUACAAAAGAAAAGAAACAAGAUUAACCAGUGGAACUAAAUCAAACAAUCGCCACAGGGAGGCGUGCAGGAGGCGUCCUGAGCAGAUAUCACGAGGAGGUCUCACAUCAACAAGAGAAAAUACUGAAAAGGUUCUUCUAUUCUUCUGAUAUUUGACCCCGAAGACUUUCAAGCUUCUCCACAUCCUUCUGUUUCGGUGAAUUAUUGCAGAAAUCACACAGGUGGAGGAGUUCCCAUGAAUCUCCUGCAGACAGACAUUUUCUGAGGCAGCUUGCUUGGUAUAAUCUGUCAGAUUAAAGCAGCUGGAGAGAAUCGUGCAGCUCGCAAAGAGACAACAGGGUGCUGGACGUGCAUGAGAGCUGUCUGUGGUGCUGAAACCUCCCCCGACCUUUUCCAGCUGCUAAAAGGAGAAUUUCUGCGUCUCAAAGAGGAGAUUUGACGCAAAUCAAACCCACCAGACGCACACGGAGCCGAGGACAACCUGUUAGCUUCUCCCGGAUUAAUCUGCCUCUGCUGCAUGCGCGUCUCUGCUGACACCCAGGAGGAGGAGGAGAAGACAUUCAGAGUAUUUGACUCCUAAUCUGCAUACCUACUGACCCAGUUUGUGCAAGUUGGGGAUCAAACCCGCGACGGUGGUGGAGAUGGACCUGAUGAGGAGACAGUUGUGACCCUGCGUGUGAGGGAAACUUCUGGUUAAAAAAAAAAGCAGGAGAGUUACAGGGAGGAGGAAGAGAAGAAGGAGUGAUGAAGAGGCAGAGGUGUGCGGAGGCAGAGAAGGUUAUGACCGCGUCUCUUCACCUGGACGUGGGGCUGAUGCUGCUGCUGAUGGCCUGCUGGCAGGCACCGGAGCUGGUCGGAGCAACUGUGCCGGCGGCCCCGGUGAACGUGUCGGUGACCCAGCUGAGGGCACACUCUGCCAUGGUGACCUGGAACGUCCCUCAGGGUGACACUGUCAUCGGAUACGCCAUCUCACAGCAGAGACAGGACGGUCUGAUGCAACGCUCCAUCCGGGAGGUGAACACAUCCAGCCGCUGGUGUGUGCUGUGGGACCUGGACGAGGACACACACUACAGUGUCCAGGUGCAGUCUGUGGGGCUCAAUGGGGACAGCCAGCCCAGCCGUGCCGUCCACUUCAGGACCCUGGAGAAGACCGACCACUAUCCGGCUGGAGUCCUGGACCACCAUGAACCGGCGAUGGAGGGACUGGGGAUGACUCCUCAGCUGCAGACAGGAGAGCUGCUCAUUAUCACCACAGUGCUGCUGCUGUGGGCAGCCGUGAUCGCCCUCUUCUGCCGGCAGUACGACAUCAUCAAAGACAACGACACCAACAGCACCAAGGAGAAGAGCAAGCGGCCGCUGGUGCGCUCCACCUCCUACUACUACAACGCCUCCGCCGGGAGCUCGCCCCUCUGCCAAAACGGAGCCGUCCGCAGCAGCAAGCUGCACAGAGCCUCGUCCUCCAUCAGCAUCAUCAGAGUCUGACGGCUGCAGAGUUUAUUUUCAUGAGUCUGGACUUGACGUGACAGGUGGAGCGGUUACCUGAGGACUUCCUCAACAGGAUUACGGUGACGAGCAGACUUUAGAGACGUGGAGAGAGGCUGCUGUUAAAUAUGAGAACUAAUGCAGGACGACUGCUGCCCUCUUGUGGCUGAGGACUGUACCUGCAGCCAAACUCACUCCCUGUUGAACAAACACACUUUGACUUUCUCUUCUUUUAGAGAGGGGGAGAGACUGGUUGUGAAUAUUUCUCAGCAUGAAGGCCAAACCCUGUCCUCAUCAAGUCGACUUCAACAAGGUUUUAUUCUUUAGUUUGCUUCAUAUUCACAUUCCACUUUGCCCAGUUUGUAAAUAUCAUGUGGAUUAAUAAGGAGGUGUACAUUAUUAACAUUAAAACACGUGUAUUAUAUGUAUUUAUGAAGAAUAUGUACAUAGGCCAGAUCUAAGUCUUAGUAUUUUGAGUGUAAAUGAAUCAUGAAUCAUUAGAUGAUGAUGAAUGAACUCUGUAAACUUUCAUAUUCACUUAAUUAUACCACACAUAGUUUAAACAUGUUAAUAUAAUCAUUGUGAGGUCUGUUCAUGCCAUUAUAUCAUUUAAUGAAUAUUUAUGAUUCAACAUUAAGACAUCAUGCAUUUGAUCUAACUCUGGACAGACUGUACCCUCAGAGGGAUUUGUUUGUCUCAGUGUUCAUAGUAAACAUGUCGAUUAAAGCAAUAAAGGCUCAGUUCACCUGCGUGUGGAUCCAGCAGUGCCUACGUGA